Messenger RNA from Rhizopus microsporus ATCC 52813, 1658 nucleotides. Its product is annotated as tubulin nucleotide-binding domain-like protein. Gene Ontology annotation, biological process: mitotic cell cycle; nuclear division; nuclear migration by microtubule mediated pushing forces. Bases 26 to 1375 code for a protein of 449 amino acids. Lineage: Eukaryota; Fungi; Mucoromycota; Mucoromycetes; Mucorales; Rhizopodaceae. The record is from RefSeq and is a predicted model, not a curated record. Gene Ontology annotation, cellular component: microtubule; spindle; cytoplasm. Gene Ontology annotation, molecular function: GTP binding; structural constituent of cytoskeleton. The transcript is spliced from 5 exons.
AUAAACACAUAUAAAAAUAUAAAUAAUGAGAGAAGUUAUUUCGCUUCAUGUUGGCCAAGCAGGUGUUCAAAUUGGUAAUGCCUGUUGGGAAUUGUAUUGUCAUGAACAUGGAAUCAAUCCUGAUGGUCAUUUUGCUCCUGAUGCCAAUGUUCAAGAUAGAUCGUUUGAAACUUUCUUUUCUGAAACGGAUAAUGGAAGACAUGUUCCUCGUACUGUCAUGGUCGACUUGGAGCCAUCUGUUAUUGAUGAAGUUCGUACAGGCACCUACCGUCAGUUGUUUCAUCCAGAACAAUUGAUCAACGGAAAGGAAGACGCAGCCAAUAACUAUGCCCGUGGCCACUAUACAGUAGGAAAAGAAAUGCUCGACCAUGUCUUGGAUCGUAUUCGCAAGUUGGCCGAUAACUGUUCUGGCCUUCAAGGCUUCCUCGUGUUUCAUUCAUUCGGCGGUGGCACUGGUUCUGGAUUUGGUGCUCUUCUCAUGGAGCGUCUCUCGGUAGAUUAUGGCAAGAAAUCCAAGCUUGAAUUCACAGUCUAUCCAGCACCUCAACUCUCAACCUCUGUGGUUGAGCCCUAUAACUCCAUUCUGACUACGCACACCACACUGGAGCACUCGGAUGUAUCCUUCAUGGUUGACAAUGAAGCCAUUUAUGAUAUCUGUCGUCGCAACCUAGACAUUGAACAACCUACGUAUGCCAAUCUGAACCGAUUGAUUGCUCAAGUCGUUUCUUCUAUUACCGCUUCACUUCGCUUCUCAGGAUCCUUGAAUGUCGAUUUGAAUGAAUUCCAAACCAACUUGGUCCCUUACCCCCGUAUCCACUUCCCUCUGGUCACUUAUGCUCCCAUUAUUUCCUCUGCCAAGGCAUAUCACGAACAACUCUCAGUUCAGGAAAUCACUUCAUCCUGCUUUGAACCUUACAACCAAAUGGUCAAGUGCGAUCCUCGUAACGGCAAGUACAUGGCCUGUUGCUUGCUUUACCGUGGUGAUGUUGUUCCCAAGGAUACCAAUGCUGCUAUUUCAGCCAUCAAGACCAAACGCACUAUCCAGUUCGUCGACUGGUGUCCCACUGGUUUCAAGGUUGGUAUCAAUAACCAGCCACCGACCAUUGUCCCAGGUGGUGAUUUGGCCAAGGUGCAACGUGCUGUCUGUAUGUUGUCUAAUACAACAGCUAUUGCUGAGGCUUGGGCUCGUCUCGAUCACAAGUUUGACUUGAUGUACGCCAAACGCGCCUUCGUUCAUUGGUACGUGGGUGAAGGCAUGGAAGAAGGUGAAUUCUCAGAAGCUCGUGAGGAUUUAGCUGCACUAGAAAAGGAUUAUGAAGAAGUAGGUGCAGAUUCAUUAGGGGAUUCAGAAAUGGAAGACACAGAAGAGUAUUAAAUAUAUAAAGAGAUCUUUUUAUUACUAUUAUUAUGAAUUAUUAAAACUAUAAAAAAAGAGAAUAAUUAAUACAUGAUUAGAAUAAGACAUGAAGGAUAAAGAUCUUCAGCUACACAACAUCACUCGGCACUAGACUACCGCUCGAUACAUUUUCUCUUUGAUCGUAACGGUAGCUCUAAGACGGCUCUUCCUAUUAUUUUGAUGCAUGGUGUUUUCAUCCCUUUUACUUUAUCUCCUUCCUUGUUUUGAAACUUACCAUAUUUAAAAUGUUUACAAGGAGAAA